AUGGUUAACGUAAGACUGGCUGGGAUGUGUGUACUUGGAUUUGCCAAUGGUUUGGGAAUGAUUAAUGUGGCGAAGCUGUUAGGAUAUUAUAGUGAAUCUGCUGGAGUGUAUCAGAGUGGAGUUAAUUCUGCGACAGCUGCGGCCUCCAUUUUAUACACAGGUUUGACAACGUGGUUAUGCGUAUCACCUCGCAAUGCUAUUGCCAUUUUGACCCCUCUUUCUCUGUUCCCACUCUUGAUGUAUGCGUUUCUUGAUAAAGAGCCACUAAAAUCCUGCAAKAACUYUACAAAGGACAUMRCGUAUCAACCUUUGGACGACAAAGAGAAUAAUGACCUAAAAUCAGUCACUCAGUCUGGAAAAACAAAGUGUAAAAUAUGUGCAAUUCGAUGUCAACUCAAGUUCCUAUUCAAUGUGUUUCGUGUUUGUUACUCCCGAGGCCUGGUGAAUUUUUUAAUGAUGAUAACUCUUGCUGCCAUUCUUUCUACUGUCACAUUUAAAUCCUCUCCCUUCCCCCCUCGGGAUCACUAUCAGUAUUACCGAUUCAUAAGUGAUCUUGGUUUAAUGCUCGGAGGGAUGGAAUUAUCUCUUGUGUCUUUCUUUUGCCCUCUUUUCCUGGACACCAUUAAGAUUCGUCGUAUCUGGRUCUUACUUCUGUUGGUUGUUGGUCAUGUGAUAGUGUUUCUGUCAGUUUCCUGGUUUCACUACACAGACAACGUCUACAUCAUUUUCAUCUUGUGUUUCACCCAGGGAGUAGUGGCUGGUUGCGCAAACGUCCACAUCUAUGCUUUGGCAGCCGAMCUCUUCCUCGAUUCCAGGAAACUUGGAAARGUUCUCGGGUAUAUAGAAGUGAAUAUAUCAGUCGGCAGACUAUCAGCAGGGCUGUUGGGUAUAUUCGUGGAGAAAGUGCUAAGAGAUCACUGCGAACAUCGAUUGUUGUUGGGUCGAUUCUGUUUAGCGAGACUUUCUUCGCCUGGAAUGUGGAGUACGUCAAACUGUACCAAUUAUUGAUCAGCAGACAAAGUCCAAUCCACCGAUGCGUAUUCAAGAUUUUAAGCUCAUUUGUAGACUUCCAUGUGCUGUCAUUAAUAGAGAGAUUGCACUUAAACCGUGCAACUAUACAAACUAAAUAGUGCUAAUUAGUUGUAUUUAGUAAAUCGUGCAUGCG
Exaiptasia diaphana is the source of this 1165-nucleotide messenger RNA. Its product is annotated as protein BTN1. Gene Ontology annotation, cellular component: membrane; vacuole. The transcript has 2 exons. Gene Ontology annotation, biological process: regulation of intracellular pH. The coding region runs from base 1 to 1008 and encodes 335 amino acids. NCBI's taxonomy places the organism in Eukaryota, Metazoa, Cnidaria, Anthozoa, Actiniaria, Aiptasiidae. The record is from RefSeq and is a predicted model, not a curated record.